Molecule: messenger RNA, 1411 nt
Organism: Aureobasidium pullulans EXF-150
Lineage: Eukaryota; Fungi; Ascomycota; Dothideomycetes; Dothideales; Saccotheciaceae
Exons: 2
Coding region: 34-1272 (412 amino acids)
Biological process (GO): protein quality control for misfolded or incompletely synthesized proteins
Cellular component (GO): i-AAA complex
Molecular function (GO): misfolded protein binding
Source: RefSeq, a predicted model, not a curated record
GCUUGGAGCUCGCAUUUCUCUACAGCACGCACAAUGUUAUCACGACCAGCAGCAAGUGCCUUGAAGGCUACUCCAAUCUUCCGAGCAGGUGCCAGACGAUGUGUCUCGUCGCUUGGACACGCCAGAACUCGACCUCACAUCACCUUCAAUGCCCGGACAUCACACCGAUGGCAGCAAUCUCGCGGUAAAGCUUCCUUUACUCGAGGUGCUAAAGAGCUUUGGGCCGCCCAUCCGUAUCUCGUCUCAUUAGCAGGCGCCGCCAUCCUCGCCGGCUCUGCCGGUAUAGCCUACGCCAACUAUCUUUAUUCGACCUACAUUAUCGCCUCGUUCCACAACUACCCAGAGCCUGUUGCACAAAAACUGCGGAGGGCCAUCUACUAUACGAACAUCGACCUCGACGCGAAAAAUGCCCUCAAGUACUACAAGCAGGGUCUUGAGAUCGCCAAUGAGCUCGGCAUGGAUCCCUUCUCCAACGAGAUCAUUGGCGUCAAGAUUCAGGUUUCUGCUCUCAUGGAGAAGAUCCAGAACUACCCCAAGGCCAUUCAAGUCCUCGAGAUCCUGAGAAACGACUGCCUGGCUUGGGAGGAGAAGUUCGGCCAGCUUGACGAUCACAAGGAGAAGCGCACGCGCAUCAUGAAGCAGCUCGUUGCCAUGUCCGUCAAGCUCGGCGACCUUUACUCCAACCAAUAUAUCCAAGACGCCAAGUCCGCCGAAGAGAGACUGGUUUGGGCUCUGGAAACAUCGCUGCGCGAGAAGCAACGUAGACAAGAGCCUGGAGUUUUGGAAAAGGAGGGUGAGUGGAUGUCAGACAACGAGAUGGGCGCAUCCAUGGAGGCCCUCGCACACAACUACGAAGAGCAAAACAAGCACUAUUUGGCUACACCUCUCUUCCUCCAGGCUUUGAACUUCAAGUCUGACAAAGAUUGUCACUCGGUCAUCCUGAUGAAUAAUCUUGCCAUCUCAAUCGCUCAGCAGAACCCUCCUCCAAAUUCAGAGACAAAAUCUCCAUCACAGGCUGUUCUAUUAAAGAAUGCCAAACAGUGGGCUCAAAAAGCUCUCGAUCUUGCUGCCGACAUUGAGCCACCCACUCGCGAUGAGGAGUGCGACGUAGGUUGUGCUGUCGCAUUGCAUAACCUUGGUGAGUUCGCCGAGUUGAACAAAGACAUCAUGGAGGCGAAGAAGCGCUACAAGGAAGCAGUCAGCCUUGCGAGAGCCAUUGGCUUCGAGGAUGGCCUCGAGAACAGUUCCGCUGCUCUCAGACGACUGUCGUAGAUUCAUGCUUAUUCGCGCUCUUACACUCCACUUCGAUACCCUGCGUUGCGAGAAUAUGAAGAAAAAUAAACCAUUGUACAUAUACUUCGAAGUCAUGAUGCUGGGUAGGGCCAUGAAUCGUUUACAUCUAACAGCGAAU